This is a messenger RNA of Radiomyces spectabilis, 1058 nucleotides long. RefSeq lists its product as uncharacterized. Bases 115 to 924 code for a protein of 269 amino acids. The record is from RefSeq and is a predicted model, not a curated record. Gene Ontology annotation, cellular component: trans-Golgi network; endosome. Gene Ontology annotation, biological process: phospholipid translocation; retrograde transport, endosome to Golgi. Lineage: Eukaryota; Fungi; Mucoromycota; Mucoromycetes; Mucorales; Radiomycetaceae. The transcript has 5 exons.
GCGUGCGGUGGAAUCCAUGGCAACACAAACUGAGAUUCUUUUUUUUAAUUUUUCCUCCCUGAACCGUCUGUUUCCGCCUGUCCAUUCCGUUACUCAUUUCUCCCCAUUACCGCCAUGUCCGACCUGGCAAGCAGUGUCUUGUCCGUAGCCAUGGUCUUGGCUCCUGUCAUUGGCUAUGUCGAUCAGUACCUCAUCAUUCGAAAAAAUCGUUCCAGUGCUGGCUUCAAUUCCUUGACUUGUGCCAUCCUGUUAUUUGCAAAUAUUCUGCGUGUUUUUUUCUGGUUUGGAAAACGAUUCGAUACCACGCUUUUGGUGCAAUCCAUUGUUAUGAUCAUUGCACAAUUAGUGCUACUGGAAGCGGUGAUACGAUACAAGCCCGAUUUUCUCAUUUACCGACGCGCUUCGAUCUCGUCCAUGUCGUCUGAAUCUUCUAUCGGUUCUUCUCUCUUGUCCAUGGCCGAUCGAACACGUUGGUGGGGUCGCAUUUCGUUGUGGGGAUGGCCUCAUUAUUUGGAUUACAUUAAUUGCUUGCUUGCAUUUACUACGCUGAUCGGGAUUUUGUAUGUGUUUCUGCACCCAUACCCUGUUUUUAUUGAAGUCAUUGGAGCCAUCUCGCUUGGCAUCGAAAGCACCUUGCCCUUACCACAAUGUCUUUCCAACUUUACUCGUCGAUCGACAUCAGGGUUCAGUCUUCUCGUCCUUGGCAGCUGGUUCCUCGGCGAUGGUUUCAAAGUCUUUUAUUUCAUUUAUACACAGGCGCCUCUACAGUUCGAUAUUUGCGGCGCUAUUCAACUCACCGUGGACACAGUCAUUGUCUUUCAGUUCAUUAUUUUCUCCUCCACCGUGAAGAAAUGGUUAGGCAUCUCGGCCCCCAACGUUUUUGAAGAUGAUCACGACGGUGCUGGUUACCAAACCAUUUCCUAACGCAAAAUACUCUGCCUCUCUAUCCUCCACAACAAUCCGAUCUUGAUUGCUCUCUUUUUUUUUGUAGAUACCAAUAGACAUGUUUCCAUUGAAUCCCUUCACUGCAAAAAUAUAUCUGAAAAUUUUGAUACACA